Molecule: messenger RNA, 2268 nt
Organism: Chelonoidis abingdonii (Abingdon island giant tortoise)
Lineage: Eukaryota; Metazoa; Chordata; Testudines; Testudinidae
Gene: AURKA
Product: aurora kinase A
Biological process (GO): mitotic spindle organization; meiotic spindle organization; mitotic cell cycle
Molecular function (GO): protein kinase activity; ATP binding
Source: RefSeq, a predicted model, not a curated record
GGAAGUAUUAAGCCUGUGCAGUUGCAUUUGAGGCAGCUCGUGAGCGGCAGCUGCAGGGAGGUGAAGCGUUGUAAUGGGGAGAGGGUUGCAGGGGGAGCCGGAUUUGAAAGGUAUAAUGUGUGUCGGUUACAGUCCCAGGGGAUUGUACUGGAGGAAGGAGAGGGGGGCAACUGUAAAGGAUACCGGGUUCCUAGACUCGAACUUUUCUGGCCAAAAGGCACCAUUAUGAUCCUGAUGGUAGUGGGAGGAGAUUGUGCAGAGACCGGAUGUGGGAGAAUACCAGAGGCAUGGGAGUGGGAAGCUACAUCUAUGGUGGUGUCGGGUUUUGCUGGGGAGGGGAAUUGAAGGCAACAUGGAGAAAAAUGGUAGAGAGAACCACAAUGGGCUCCCUGGUCACAGUGUCAAGACUCUACCCACCAUUGGGGAUGGUCCAAAACGGCUCCCUGUGCAUCAGCAGCAUCCUCAGAAUCGGGUACCUGGAGGUGGAGUUCAAGCACAGCGUAUUUUGUGUCCUUCAAAUUUGGCUCAGCGAGUUCCUGUACAGUCACAGAUUCAAAAAUCUGCGCUGUCAACCCAGAAACAGUCUCAAAACCAGCUGAUGCAGCAGCCUCGUCCAACUUCUCUAGUUCAACCAAUUUCUAGGCCUCAGGCUCCAAGUAAAAACAACGAGGAACCUCCACAGACCUCACUAUCUGCAAAAAACCUUGAAGCAGAAGGGACAUCCGUCCAGAAAAAUGAAGAAACAAAAAAAAGGCAGUGGUGUCUUGAUGACUUCGAAAUUGGCCGUCCUCUGGGGAAAGGAAAGUUUGGAAAUGUGUAUCUGGCUCGUGAAAAGCAAAGUAAAUUUAUCCUAGCGCUGAAGGUGUUGUUUAAAACACAGCUGGAGAAAGCGGGAGUAGAACAUCAGCUGCGGAGAGAAGUAGAAAUACAGUCUCAUCUUAGGCAUCCCAAUAUUCUCAGGCUAUAUGGCUACUUCCAUGAUGCCACAAGAGUCUACCUAAUUCUAGAAUAUGCACCUCGUGGAGAAGUCUACAAAGAGUUGCAGAAGCUAACCAAGUUUGAUGAGCAGAGAACUGCUACUUAUAUGACAGAAUUGGCAGAUGCUCUAUCAUACUGUCAUUCAAAGAGAGUGAUUCAUAGAGACAUCAAGCCAGAAAACUUGCUGCUUGGUUCUAACGGAGAGCUGAAGAUUGCUGACUUUGGAUGGUCUGUGCAUGCUCCAUCAUCUAGGAGGACAACUCUUUGUGGUACGCUUGACUACUUGCCUCCUGAAAUGAUUGAAGGGAGAACACAUGACGAAAAGGUGGAUCUCUGGAGCCUGGGCGUUCUGUGCUAUGAAUUUCUAGUAGGGAAACCUCCUUUUGAGGCAGAGACAUACCAGGAAACUUACAGAAGUAUUUCAAAGGUGGAAUUCAGAUUUCCUCCUUUUGUAACAGAGGGAGCUAAGGACUUAAUUGUAAAGCUCCUGAAGCAUAAUCCAUACCAGAGGCUGCCACUGAAAGACGUGCUGGCACACCCAUGGAUUACCACAAACUCUACAAAACAACCAAGCAGCCGGAAGAGUGAGGCUGCUACCAGUAAUAGAACGCCAUCUUAGCAAGGUGUCCCUUUCAUACUAUAAACAAUCUCAAAUGAACCAUAAACAAAGAGCCUUGUAACCAUGACUACUGUAAUGCAGCCAGUAAAGGUUGCUUGCAAGGAGACUUUAAUGAAAGACCUGCUAAUUAAAACAGACUGGGGGAGUGGGGAACAAUUCAGUUGUGUGAGCUAUUUACCAUUUUAAACUCUCUCCCAUUGUAAUGGAGAAAACUUUUUUAUAUAGAGAGAGAGAGCAGUUUGACAAGAAGUGCACUUAAAGAAGUAGGUAGAAUAUUAGCCAACAUACUUGAAGUCCAGUUUGCAUAUGGGUCAUAGGUAUCGAGAUGAGGCAAAGCUAAACAUUGUGUUCUUGCCAAGGGCCCCAUGAUGUGAUCAGUCUUAAUUUUUGGCUCAUGCUUCCUAACAGCAAGAGACAGUUGUGGUUCUGGGUAUCUGUCAUGGUCAAAUAGUGCAAUAAUAAAUCCUUGAGUUACCUGCAUUCUAAUUUAUUGGGCUGCUAAGGUUAUCACAAAUGUGCAGUGAUCUGAAGCUGAGUGAAAAAUGAAUGUGCCUCUCCAUAAAUGUGUCCUUAUAAUUGUGUGCAUUUCUUGCUUCUGUGUACUCUUUGGCCUGUUGUCUUGAGGGGUGAGGCACUUAAAAUUUGUUAAAUAAAGACUUGUUACAUUUUGA